GCAAUAUUUCUUUACGGCCACAGCUAUCAACUCGCCAUUUUGAUUUCACAUCCCCGCAAACACAUAAUAAUCUUUAAAAAAAGCUUUUGUGAGAAUGCCAAACAGCACUGUUGGGUCGUUGGAGUCUGGCGGAUCGAAUGCAUCCAGAAAAUCAUGGACGAGACAGUAUCACACAAUCAACAAAACUUCUACAGUGGAUGAAACACUGUUUGCCUCUCCAAAGAAAGUAAGGCCUGGUGAAGAGGAUGCUUUUGCUGCUGCUUUAUCAGAGAGAUCUCGAAGGCGAAGCAGUCCAGGUGGCAAAAAAUCACCAGCUAAAUCUGAAGAGCCAGAAAUGAUUCAAGUUAUUACAAAGGACCUGAUCAGAAGACUCAGGGUUCCUCAAGAAGAUCCCUCUGGAAGAAGUAUUAUAUUAGAAGUUGGAGAGUUUAGAAGAAUUAAGUCUGCAUCCCAUGUUCCAACACAAGCAGAAAAGGAAGCUGCCAUGGAGGAAAUGAAAACAAGAAAAGAAGCUCUUCAAAAUGCAUCAGAAGAACGUAAGAACUUUAUGCAGACCAUGGAGCUGAAACGAAAGGAGAAUGCCAAACCAUCAGACCUUGAACAGGAGAAGAUGAUACAGAGUGGAACUUUACUAGAUAAAGCUAAUGAACUAAUGGAGGAACAAGAUGAUGAAAUUAAGAAGUUGAAUGAGCUCAUCUUGAAUGCCAAAUGCCAUGCAAUCCGUGAUGCCCAACUCAUUGAAAAGGUUGACAUCAAGAAAGAACAGCUUGAAGAAGAGAAACGCCUUGAUGAAAUGAUGGAGGUGGAAAGACGUAAAGCACUCAAAGAGUAUGAGGAGAGGGAGAAGGCUGCUCAUUUUGAAAGACUGAAGGGUGCACAAGUGUUGCAACAUCAGAUUACAGACAGAGAACAGAUAAGGCUGUUGGAUGAGGAGAAAAAGGAUCAGGAAACUAAGGCUAUGUUGCAAUAUUUGGAUAAACUACAAGCAGAAGAUUUGGAGAACCUGAUUAAAAAGAAAGAAAUUCAACGAGCGUUGAUGAAAGAAGUAGCCAAAGCAAAUGAGGAAAUCGCUCAGCAGAAGGACCGCAAGGCGGCGCAAGACAAGCUCGAGGAAAUUAAAGUCAUGGAAUAUCUGAAACAGAAAGCGGAAAGAGAGGAGGCCUACCAGCGUGAAUUAGAAAUGGCUAGAGUUGAAAAAGAGAAAGAAAUUGCUCGUCUACGUGCACAGCAGGAGAGAGCCAAAGACAAACAAGCUGAGAAGGAUGCUCUUAGAGCCAAGCGAAAUCAGGAAGAAGCAGAACGGGAAUGGAGAAGAAAAGAAAAAGAAGAAGCUGAGAAAAAAAAGCAAACUGAGGAAAUGUUACGUGCCGCUCGUGAAGUGCAAGUGAGGAAUAAAGAACAUUUCUUAGCCGUGCAAGCUGCCAGAGACAGGGCUGAGUUUGAGAGGGUGUUAAAGGUGCAAGAGGAACAACUGCUAAAAGACGAAGAAGCUGAAAAAGUAGAUGCAGUCCGCCGCCAUCAGCAUGCGGAAGAAGUGCGUCAACAGGUCCGCGAGAAAGAGAAAGAUCGCGUCAAGGCCAGGAACGCUUUCUUUGAGGAAGGAAUCAAAUUGGACCAAGAAGCUCGAGCAAGGCGGCAGAAGUUGGACGAAAUAAAAAGAAGAAAGUUGCAGGAGCUGAAAGAUGCUGGUGUGCCUGACAAGUAUUGCAACGAGGUCGCGCGCAGGAUCGAGGCUCCACCUCCUUCGCUAUCCCGGAUGUACUAAGCCUGCGACUGAACUUUUUCCCUUAAAAACUUUAUUUCUUGUCUCUUGAAUUUAAAGAAAAUUAAACGAUGGUCUCGACAUUAACAUUAUAAAUGCAAAGGCUUUCUCGUUUUGAGGUUUAAAUUGAGAUUGUGGAUAUUAGUCUGAUCGGGAAAUGUCUUUUGUCACAGCGAAUAAAUUUCUUCUUGAUCAUUUUGUUCUUACAGUGUAAAUAUAUUCAUUACAUUUUACCAUGUGUAUAAAGAUUAUUCUAUCAAACAAUUAAAAUAGUGGGCGUGGUGAAACAUGUUUCUUUACUAAUAAUUAACUGCAUUUUACCAGUUUUAAAACAAAAUGAGUUAAACACCUUGGAUAGAAGUGUAGCUAGCGUCUUUGUUACAG
Pocillopora verrucosa is the source of this 2146-nucleotide messenger RNA. RefSeq names its product cilia- and flagella-associated protein 45-like. Lineage: Eukaryota; Metazoa; Cnidaria; Anthozoa; Scleractinia; Pocilloporidae. The record is from RefSeq and is a predicted model, not a curated record.